This is a messenger RNA of Coccomyxa subellipsoidea C-169, 751 nucleotides long. RefSeq names its product pseudouridine synthase. Gene Ontology annotation, cellular component: cytoplasm; nucleus. The record is from RefSeq and is a predicted model, not a curated record. Gene Ontology annotation, molecular function: RNA binding; pseudouridine synthase activity. The transcript has 5 exons. Lineage: Eukaryota; Viridiplantae; Chlorophyta; Trebouxiophyceae; Coccomyxaceae. The annotation marks the transcript as partial. Gene Ontology annotation, biological process: tRNA pseudouridine synthesis; mRNA pseudouridine synthesis.
GACAGAUACUGUAACUUGCAAAUCACAAGAGAAUAACCCUAAUCGGCGUCCUGCACUGAAGUGGUGUGGAAAGGGAUGGGCACCUCAGCUGGUGCAACGUUUUCUAGGCGAACGUCGUCCCUGGCAGGAGAUAGAAGGCUUCUACACCCGCCUUGUUGCUGGAAAUGCUUCUCUCCUCGAUUUGGAAUCUUUGCAAAAAAUUAAGUUUACCGAGGCAGCUGAACAAACGCUCAGUGGACUCCCUGGACCUGGAGGCAGCACACAGCAAGAGAGACAGCCGACGUCCAGUGCAGACAGCUCCUACAGCAUAUCUCGCAGGAAAGAGACUCAGCACACGCGACUGACCUAUGCAGUCACGAUCUGCUUCUUUGGGCCAGCGUUUGCUGGCUGGGCGUGGGCGCCAGGUCUAUCAGGAACGGCCCAGGGCACAGUGCAGGAUGCCGUUGCCAAACUGUUUGGGCCUGACAAGAACACACAGGUGGUUGUGAAUGCUGCUGGGCGCACGGACAGGGGUGUCAGCGCUUACGGGCAAGUCGUGUCAUUUUACUCGUGGGAGGAGCUUGCCCUGGAUGACAUCAUCACCUGCAUCAAUGCUGCCGACCCUGGCAAGCUGAGAGCUCUGCAUGCGCAAGUCGUGCCCCGUUCCUUUCAUGCUACUUUCCAGGCCGUGUGGAGGCGGUAUAUUUACCUGCUGCCUCUGCGCUCAAGGCCAGUAGGAGGUGUUCCUGAGGGUCCGUGCGCGCCUGUGAUC